AUGUCAGCUCCUAUUUCAAAAAAAAGAAAAUUUAUCAAUGAUGGUGUUUUUCAAGCAGAGUUGAAUGAAUUUUUAGCUCGAAUUUUAGCUGAGGAUGGAUAUUCAGGUGUAGAAGUGAGGGUUACACCAAUAAGAACUGAGGUUAUAAUUAGAGCCACUCGUACAAGAGAAGUACUUGGUGAUAAGGGUAGAAGAAUACGUGAAUUAACAUCAUUAGUUCAAAAAAGAUUCUUUAAUAAAUCAACUAAUAGCGUGGAAUUAUUUGCUGAAAGAGUUGAACAUAGAGGUCUAUGUGCGAUGGCACAAGCCGAAUCUCUAAGAUAUAAAUUAUUAAAGGGAUUAGCAGUUAGAAGAGCUUGUUAUGGUGUAUUAAGACAUAUAAUGGAAUCAGGAGCAAAAGGAUGUGAAGUUAUUGUAUCAGGAAAAUUAAGGGCACAAAGAGCUAAAAGUAUGAAAUUUCGUGAUGGUUAUUUGAUUUCUACUGGAGAACCAUCUAAAAGAUUUGUUAAUACUGCUACAAGAUCAGCACAAUUAAAACAAGGUGUUUUAGGUAUAAAAGUUAAAAUUAUGUUACCUACAGCUAUUGAUACAAAAACAGGGUUACCAUCUAUAUUACCUGAUAAUAUAUCUGUUUUAGAACCAAAAACAGAUACGGUAGAUGAAUUAUAA
Messenger RNA from Plasmodium relictum, 669 nucleotides. Its product is annotated as 40S ribosomal protein S3, putative. The record is from RefSeq and is a predicted model, not a curated record. The coding region runs from base 1 to 669 and encodes 222 amino acids. Gene Ontology annotation, biological process: translation. Gene Ontology annotation, molecular function: structural constituent of ribosome; RNA binding. Lineage: Eukaryota; Apicomplexa; Aconoidasida; Haemosporida; Plasmodiidae. Gene Ontology annotation, cellular component: cytosolic small ribosomal subunit; nucleus. The transcript has 3 exons.